Messenger RNA from Astrephomene gubernaculifera, 3546 nucleotides. The record is from the annotation of a GenBank genome assembly. NCBI's taxonomy places the organism in Eukaryota, Viridiplantae, Chlorophyta, Chlorophyceae, Chlamydomonadales, Astrephomenaceae.
AGUAGUGUCAUGGCGACGCGUUCCAUAGCCCAUCAGUAGCGCAGCCUUAGCAAAGCCUAUGUUUCUCCUAUCUACUUGCCCACAGUCGUACCCUAUUAAACACAAUAUGUACAUUUGAAACAUAGCAUAAAAGGCAUGGCUUAGGCAAAAAGCUUUUGGAUUCGGAGGAGUCUUUCAGGGACGUCAACCGUAUCACUAUUGCUGAUUCCACGAAUGUUCAGCAGCUGGAGCUGGAAGUCGGAAACCCUGCGAGCACUACCGCACGAGUCGCUGCAACUGCCACAGGUACUUCCACAGCCCUGGAGGUAACGCCUCUGGCAAAGGCGCCUGCUUUGGACAGCUUGAGCCCCAUAAGUCUAAACAGCACUGGCGCGUACCUGCCUGCUGAGCGCCGUGCUCUGCUGCAAGGCUCCAGCAUUGGCGUCUCAGAUAUAAUGGCGGUCAAGUACAGUGGCGUGGGUGGCCAAGCUGAGGUUCAGUUCUUGGACCGUGACAGCAACUGGAACAGCUUCUCACUGCAGCUGCCAACCGUGUUGGCUGGCGCCACGGCCGACAGCCACGUGUUCCUGCUCAGCCGCACCAACCUGGACCUCUUCGUCAUUCUUCAGCGCGGCAACAGCGGUUUCCGUGAGCUGCAUGUGCUCACCGCAGCCAGUAGCUACCAGUCGUUUUCACUGCAGGUGGCAAUGCCACAUCUCACUUUCGAUGAGUUCGCCUACUUGCUCGAUUCCCAAAACAACCUGGUGGCUGUCAAGUAUGUGGGCGAAACACUGAGCACCGAGCUGCACGUCCUCUCCCGUGCGAGCAACUACCAGUACUUCACGCUUCAGACGGGCACAGCUGUGCCAGUAAGCAGCCCCAGCACACACGCCUUCCUCUUGGACUCGGCGGACAACCUGCUCGUCGUAAAGUACAGUGGCACAAGCGGGCGCGCUGCAGUGCGGACCUUUUCCAAGGCGAGCAAGUACCAGACUGCGGUUGUGAGCGCAACCACCCCCCUCAGCGGCGCCACACGUGAUAGCUUCACCUUUCAGCUCAGCGCCAGUGAUGACUUGUUCGCUAUCAAAUAUGCUGGCGAUAGCAGCAGCACAGAGGUCCACGUUAUGUCCCGGACAAGCAACUACCAGGCUUGGGCGCUGCAGACGCGGACUGUGCUGCCCCAAACCGACCGCUUCAGCUUCUCCUUCCAAGUCGUCAAGGCCAACCCAUACAUUGUAAAACCGCCACCAUUCUCUCCACCACCGAGCCCACCGCCACCACCGCCGCCCAGCCCGCCACCACCACCACCGCCCAGCCCGCCACCACCACCGCCACCCAGGCCGCCACCACCACCCCCUACUGCACCAUCCCCACCACCAAGCCCGCCACCUACACUGCCGCCCAGCCCGUCGCUACCACAACCCCCCAAGGCGCCGCUGCUGCCACCACCAGCAGCACCACCAGCACCAUUACCGCCCCCUGAGUCUCCAAGCCCACCAUCGUCACCGCCGCUGCUGCCACCACCAGCAGCACCACCACCAAUAACACCACCACCUCCACCACCGCCCCCUGUGAAACCAUCAACACCACCUCCAACACCAAGGCCCCAGCCUCCACUGCUGCCAUCACCACCACCACCGUCAGACCCAACACCGCCGCCCCCCGAGUCUCCAAGCCCACCAUCGCCAUCGCCGCUGCUGCCACCACCACCAGCACCACCACCCGUACCACCACCACCUCCACAACUGCCCCUUGGCUCCAGCAUUGGCGUCUCAGAUAUAAUGGCGGUCAAGUACAGUGGCGUGGGUGGCCAAGCUGAGGUUCACUUCUUGGACCGUGACAGCAAUUGGAACAGCUUCUCACUGCAGCUGCCAACCGUGUUGGCUAACGCCACGGCCGACAGCCACGUGUUCCUGCUCAGCCGCACCAACCUGGACCUCUUCGUCAUUGUUCAGCGCGGCAACAGCGGUUUCCGUGAGCUGCAAGUCCUCACCGCAGCCAGUAGCUACCAGUCGUUUUCACUGCAGGUGGCAAUGCCACAGCUCACUUUCGAUGAGUUCGCCUACUUGCUCGAUUACCAAAACAACCUGGUGGUCGUCAAGUAUAAGGGCGAAUAUAGCACCGAGCUGUACGUCCUCUCACGUGAGAGCAACUACCAGUCCUUCAUGCUUCAGACGAGCACAGGUGUGCCAGUAAGCAGCCCCAGCACACACGCCUUCCUGUUGGACUCGGACGACUACCUGGUUGUCGUCGAAUUCAGUGGCACAAGCGGGCGCACUGAGGUGCAGACCUUUUCGCCGUAUAGACUGUACAACAUGCCUCAUGUGCAGAGCGCCAUUAUCCCCCUCACUGGCGUCACACGUGAUAGCUUCACCUUUCAGCUCAGCGACAAUAAUGAUUUGUUCGCUAUCAAAUAUGCUGGCGAUAGUGGCAGCACUGAGGUCAGCGUGCUGCCCAUGAUAUGGAACUACCAGGCUCUGUUGCUGCAGACUGGGACUGCGCUGCCCCGGACCAACCGCUCCAGCUUCUCCUUCCAAGUCGUCCGAUAUUGGUGAGGAAUGAACAAGCAAGUAUUCUGGUGUGUUCGGCAUUUUCCAUAAUGCUGUGCGGAUAGAUGACAGCUACUUUGUUCCAAACGCAGACUUUUCUAGAGUGAAGGAACGAACGUUAGAAAAGGCUGGUUCUUGGUGGAAUGAAUAUAACGAUGUUAGUUGUACGUACGGCAUAAAUGCCUCCUUCUUAUUGGCAGCUUGCCCCCGUUUUCGGCAUCUGCCUUUGUAGUAGCAUAAUCGAGUGUUUGUUAGGCCCUUCUGCCAGGGCUUUUAGGUGUAGUUUCCCGCCCGCCUCCCCGUGCUGUCCGCCGCGGGCCGGCCAUGGCCGGGAGGAGAGAGGGUUGGGGUGCGGUCGCUCGCGUGGACUUGUGGGACGCGCUUGUUGCGGCUGCGGCGGCUCUAUGGCCGCCGGCGUUUUGCCACUCGCGGUUCGCGCGGGUUUACCUUCGUGCUUGCCUGUGCUCGGGAGGGGGCGCUUGCCCGCCCGGUGCGUGCCGCGCGUUCGUCUCAGGGUGUUUUGUUUGCCCUGGGGGCCUCGUGCUGUCUCGUUGGCGAGGUGGUGCGACUCGAGGCACAGAUGGCCACUGGUUCAAUGUGAAAAACGCUCACUUUGCAGGGUUACAGGCUGUGGAGACUUGAGAGGAGGUCCGUGAAUUGUAACGAUGAUGAUUGGAAUCCAAGAAGUAGUAUAAAUCCCAGCCCCGCCAGCUGUCAGGUCUCAUGCAAUGUCCAUCAUCAGCGUAGCGCAGCGUUUCAGGCUUGCGAUACGGCCUGUUUCGGUGUCACUAUCUAUUAACAACUUGGUUAUCUGCUGUUGGAUUUAUUUAGGUAGGAUGUACGAGCGUAUCUUGGCUUCUUGAGCCCAAAUGUGCCGUGUGCCUUUAUUCUUAGGCUGAGAUGUGGUCUAGCGGACACCUUUGCAGUUGCUGUUUACUUGCUAGAGCCCAAUACCGGGACUACCCACUGUGGGAUCGUCGUCCCAGUACUGGAUUGGGUGUAACGUAUGCACCUGAGA